AUGGGGCAAACCGGCGACCAACAGAGCAAGAACAUCCCGUCCUACGACCCGGACAGUUCCAGCUCGCUCGCCGACACUGGCCGCCUCAUCGUCAGCGACUACGCCUGCCUCCGCGCCCAUUACAUGACGCCCAAGUAUCCGAUCGUGCUGGCCCACGGGCUGAUGGGGUUCGACGAACUGCGGCUUGCGGGGGAUCUGUUGCCCGGGAUCAGUUACUGGCGCGGGAUCAAGGAGGCGUUUCAGGCGCGCGGGGUGCAAUGCAUCACGACGACGGUGCCAAGGACGGCGUCGAUCGCCGAGCGUGCCGAGGUGCUCAUGGAUCAGAUCGCGAAGAGACUUCCUGCGGCGGCCACUGGGGGACAGGGCGAGGAUGGAAACGAUGGUGGGAGAGAAGUGAACAUCAUCGCGCACAGCAUGGGCGGCCUGGACGCGCGGUACAUGAUCUCGCGGCUGUGUCCUCCACCAUCACUCUUCCGCGUGCGGUCCCUGACCACCGUCGCCACGCCGCACCGGGGCAGUUCGACCGCCGACAUGCUGAUCCGGGACAUCGGGCCGGACCUGCUCCCGCGGCUGUACCAGCUCCUGGGCCGCAUGAACAUCGACUCGGGCGCCUUCGCGCAGCUGACCACCCGCUACGUGACGGAGCACUUCAACCCGCGCACCCCCAACGACCCGUCGGUCAAGUACCUGUCGUACGGGGCCAGCGCGACGCCGCACUUGCUGUCCGUGUUCCGUCUGUCCCACGACCUGAUGGACGUGCUCGAGGGCCCCAACGACGGCCUCGUCAGCGUCAGGAGCGCAAAGUGGGGCGAGUACAAGGGCACCCUGGCCGGCGUCACGCACCUGGACCUGAUCAACUGGACGAACCGCCUCAAGAAGAUGGCCAGUCGCGUCGGCCUGGUCGAGGAGAAAUUCAACGCCGUGGCCUUUUACCUUGCCGUGGCCGAGGAGUUGGCUAAACAAGGGUUCUAA
This is a messenger RNA of Fonsecaea pedrosoi CBS 271.37, 972 nucleotides long. RefSeq lists its product as uncharacterized. The coding region runs from base 1 to 972 and encodes 323 amino acids. The transcript has a single exon. The record is from RefSeq and is a predicted model, not a curated record. Gene Ontology annotation, molecular function: triacylglycerol lipase activity. Lineage: Eukaryota; Fungi; Ascomycota; Eurotiomycetes; Chaetothyriales; Herpotrichiellaceae.